Molecule: messenger RNA, 2763 nt
Organism: Cyclocybe aegerita
Lineage: Eukaryota; Fungi; Basidiomycota; Agaricomycetes; Agaricales; Hemipholiotaceae
Source: the annotation of a GenBank genome assembly
AUGGCGCCCUCCGUCGACCCCCACGCAACUGGAAAGCUUCCUGUCCAUGACCUACCGACUCCCGAGCCAGAGUCGCCUUUGCGGCCUCGUAAACCGUACAGGUUUUCCACCUUAUGUGCGACCGUCGAAAAUCCAGAUAUGAAGGAUCAGUACGGGAGCAGCUCCGUGCCGAUCUACCAGACUGCAACUUUUAAAGGUGUAGGAGCUGAAUACGAUUAUACAAGAAGCGGAAAUCCCACCAGGACCCAUCUCCAGCACCACAUUGCCAAAAUCUCAUCUGCUGCUCAUGCUUUCACUGUUUCAUCGGGCAUGGCUGCUCUGGACGUUAUUCUACGUCUCUUAAAGCCUGGAGAUGAGAUCAUUGCUGGAGACGAUUUGUACGGUGGUACAAACCGACUAUUGACGUAUAUCAAGACCCAUGUUGGUGUUACGGUCCACCAUGUCGACACCACCGAUCCCACGUCGCUCUACCCUUUCAUUCACCCCACCAGAACUGCCAUGGUCCUCCUCGAAUCUCCAACGAAUCCCCUCCUCAAAAUUGCCGACUUGGCAAAGAUCAGCAGCGACGUGAAGGAAAGGGCAUCCGAUGCAAUUAUUGUUGUCGACAACACCAUGAUGAGCCCUUACCUUCAGCGACCUCUCGAACAUGGAGCAGAUAUCGUUUACGAUAGCGCCACAAAGUACCUUAGCGGCCAUCACGACCUCAUGGCAGGCGUUAUGACGUGCAACAGAGACGACCUUGCCAAAAAGUUGGCAUUUACUAUCAACUCUGUCGGCAACGCACUCACUCCGAUCGACUCAUUCCUGCUGCUUCGAGGCAUCAAGACGCUAGCCCUGCGCAUGGACAGACAACAGGCGAAUGCCCAGCAGGUUGCAGAAUAUCUGUACAGCCUUGGGUUCCGGGUACAUUACCCCGGUCUCGCAGACCACCCCGGGCGAGACGUCCAUCAGCGCAUUGCCGAUGGUAAUGGUGCCGUUCUGAGCUUUGAGACGGGUAAUAAAGAGCUGAGUGAAAAGAUUGUGGGUGGGACGAAUCUUUGGGGCAUCUCCGUCAGUUUUGGCUGCGUGAACAGUCUCAUUAGUAUGCCCUGCGUCAUGUCGCACGCAUCCAUUGAUCCUGCUACUAGAGCCGCUCGAGGACUGCCCGAGGACUUAAUACGUCUCUGCGUUGGUAUCGAAGACCCCCAUGACCUGUUGGAUGACCUCGAGAGGGCCCUUAUCAGUGCAGGAGCCAUUGCCUUCGACGCGUCGCAAAACAAAUAUGUCAGGGUUCCUGACGAUGAUGCCCUGAGUCUUGCCGUUCAGAAGCUCCAGUUAGAUGGUGUUCUGCAGGAUACAGAGUGGUUCGUCAGCGCCCCUGGCAAAAUCAUUCUGUUUGGAGAGCAUGCCGUUGUACAUGGUGUGACUGCGAUCGCCGCUUCAGUUGACCUCCGGUGUUAUGGACUAUCGACCCCUAGACAUGACCGCAAGCUGUCAAUUCAUCUCCUCGACAUCAACAACUUUUACCACGAAUGGGACAUCGAGUCUUUGCCCUGGAACGCUGUAACGCCUGUUCCACCCGGUGGAGAACACCCCGAGGAACUAGAUCAGAGGCUGAUAGAGGCGCUGAAUGAGAGUCCACUGAAAGGAAUCGGCGAGGACCAAAAGGCUGCCCGUGGGGCCUCUCUAGUGUUCCUGUAUCUGUACAUGAUCUUGAACAGGAAUGAAGUACGGCCCGCGUUCAACUUUACCGCUCGAUCAACACUACCGGUUGGUGCAGGUUUAGGAUCCUCUGCAUCCUAUUCUGUGUGUGCGGUGACGACAUCAUUACUCGUCCAUCGGCGGAUCAUCCUCCCUUUACCCCCUGCCCCCUCGUCAAGUGAUCAUAUCCAUGUAUUGCACCAAGGGCGACGCGCCAUCUCCCCCACGACGGCAGAGGAGGUCAACAAGUGGGCGUUUGUGGCUGAGAAGAUCCUGCACGGGAAUCCCAGUGGGGUCGAUAACAGCGUCGCAGUGUAUGGCGGAGCGCUUGCCUACACCCGUCCUGGUUUCGGAAAGAAGAGUGGAAUGGAAGGAAUCCAGGGAUUCAAAUCGCUCAAAUUCCUGUUGACUAAUUCAAAGGUGCCGCGGGACACGAAGAAAUUAGUCGCUGGUGUUGGUGAGAAAAAGGCAAACGAACCUGAACUCGUUAAUGGUAUCCUGGACUCCAUUCAGAGCAUCAGUGAUGAGGCGAGGAGGGCACUGGCGGAUCCGGAGCUGCCUCGCGAUUCAUUGCUAUCCGCUUUAUCUACCCUAAUGGACGAAAACCAUAAACACCUCGUCACACUUGGGGUAUCCCAUCCCUCAUUGGAAACUAUCAAAGCGAAGACCAAAGAGCCGCAUAACCUCAGCACAAAACUUACGGGUGCUGGAGGAGGCGGUUGCUCCGUGACCCUCAUUCCCGAUGACUUCAAGGAUGAGGAGCUGCAGGAUCUCAUAGAUGACUUGAUCCGCGAGGGCUUCCAGCCUUAUCUUACAUCUGUGGGUGGAAGUGGUCUUGGAAUCUUGUCCCCAUACCUUGGCCAUCGGACUCGUGGAUCUCGACUUCGUCAUGCGCCUGAAGGCUUUGGGCAAGUGACCCCUCCGGAUACACCAAUCCCUAGAGAACCUUCGCCUAUUCAGAUCGUGGAUGGGUCAGAGACUGCGGCAAACAAUCUCGACCCAUUACGUGCACCAUUCGUGUCCAGCACUGUGGCGGAGCUCCCAGAGUGGGCUGCUGAACUUGGACGCUGGGCGUACGUAUGA